AUGCGGUCCGGAGACCUCCUCCUUAAGUGCACCUCCCAGGCUGACUGCGAGAAAAUUCUGAGUACACAUGACAUGUUGGGAACAAAGAUUGCAGCUUCAUACCACAAGACCUUGAACACGUCCCGAGGCGUCAUUGCUGUACAAGAACUUAUCGAUGUUCCUGAGGAGGAAAUCUUUACCAACCUGAAGGAACAAGGUGUUACAAAUGUCAGGAAGGUGAAAAUCAGAAAAAACAAUGAAUACAUCAUCACAAGGAAUGUAGUACUGACCUUCGAUAAGCCCACAAUACCACAAACGCUUAAGGUGGGAUACCUAUCCGCAGAAGUGAGACCAUACAUCCCAAAUCCGUUGCGCUGCUUUCGGUGCAACAGGUUUGGCUAUGGUGCUGAUGCGUGCAGAGGGUCGCCCUGCUGCGCUCGAUGUGGCCAGACUACCCACGAAGCUAAGGAAUGUAAAGAGACAGAACAGUGUGUCAACUGCUCAGGAGAGCAUUCAGCCUAUUCGAGGUCAUGUGCAAAAUGGAAAAUGGAAAAAGAUAUACUACAUAUUAAGGUGGUGUCACCCCCGUCGUCUUCCAUGGAGGUAACCUCUAUGGAUUGUGACGACGACUCGAGCUCGGAGCGCUCAUUCGUGAGCACCGGCUCAACUACACGGAAACACCUGGAAGGUGGGCUAUCGAGGAUAUCUCAGACAAAGAAUUACCAGAUGCCCGCAAGAAGCCACCUCGCAAACGGAUAA
Molecule: messenger RNA, 738 nt
Organism: Ornithodoros turicata
Lineage: Eukaryota; Metazoa; Arthropoda; Arachnida; Ixodida; Argasidae
Exons: 2
Coding region: 1-738 (245 amino acids)
Molecular function (GO): zinc ion binding; nucleic acid binding
Source: RefSeq, a predicted model, not a curated record